GCUCUGCAGCAUGUGCCUUCGAGGCAGGGAUGAGGAGCCGGCACAAGUCUACGCCGAAGGACCACGACGACAGUAUCCUUCAGAUGUUUCUACCAGGCAGUCUAUGGAGAAACGUAUCAAUUACAUGCAAAACCUAAAGAAAGAGAAGAGGAAAUUAGGGAAAAGGUUUGCAAGGCCUACCCCGAUUCCAGAUCCAGGAAUCCUGUGGCCAUAGGCCUGGAGUCUUCUAGAAGAAACCAGGCUCCAGACCAAAAUAUGUGGACUUCUGACAUUGACCAACCGGUCAUGGCUUGACUUCAUCUGAAAAAUAAAGGAAUGUGUGGCCAUUCUGCAAAAUAAACACUGAGCUUGCACUUCA
Molecule: messenger RNA, 358 nt
Organism: Rattus rattus (black rat)
Lineage: Eukaryota; Metazoa; Chordata; Mammalia; Rodentia; Muridae
Gene: Ccdc179
Product: coiled-coil domain containing 179
Exons: 4
Coding region: 11-214 (67 amino acids)
Source: RefSeq, a predicted model, not a curated record